Messenger RNA from Pelobates fuscus (common spadefoot toad), 818 nucleotides. RefSeq names its product haloacid dehalogenase like hydrolase domain containing 3 (gene HDHD3). The record is from RefSeq and is a predicted model, not a curated record. The transcript is spliced from 2 exons. NCBI's taxonomy places the organism in Eukaryota, Metazoa, Chordata, Amphibia, Anura, Pelobatidae. Gene Ontology annotation, cellular component: nucleus.
CUUGUUUCCACGGGGAAUGUUUUGAUCAUCGGACCCCCCUGUCCUUAUCAUUGAAAAACGAACAAUUUUGACUUGAGAUGAAAUUAAAGUUUUUGACAUGGGACGCGAAGGACACUUUGCUACGUAUGCGUUUGCCUGUCGGACAGCAAUAUCACGCUGAAGCCAAGAAGCGAGGCCUUUCUGUUAACCCAGCCUUGCUAGAGACUUCUUUCCGGCUGGCUUACAGUACACAUUCCCGGCUCUUCCCCAACUAUGGAUUGAGGCAAGGCCUGACCUCCCAGCAGUGGUGGUUGGAUGUGGUAUCACAGACUUUCCGUCUCUCCGGUGUUGAAGAUAAUAGGUCCAUUCACCCAAUAGCAGAAAAGCUGUACCAAGAUUUUUCCACCGCCAGCAACUGGGAAGUGUUACCUGGAGCUAAGGAAGCUCUUGAGGGCUGUAGGAACCUGGGACUGAAGAUGGCUGUGAUCUCUAACUUCGACCGAAGGUUGGAUGAUGUUAUGAAACAGUGUGACCUAGAUGCCUACUUUGAGUUUGUGCUGACCUCUGAGAGAGCGGGAAUUGCUAAGCCUGACCUGGGGAUCUUCCGCAAGGCCCUGAGCAUGGCCAAAGUGGAGCCACAUGAAGCAGUUCAUGUAGGGGACGAUUACAUGAAUGAUUACAGAGCCGCCCGGGAUGCAGGAAUACACAGCUUUCUGAUCCGGCCAGAGACAGACACCCAACCAGAGAAACACGGGAUUCCGAGGGAACAUUUACUGCACUCCCCGGAGCAGAUCAUUCCACGGCUGAAAGACAUCUUGAAAUAAACUAUUUAUACUUAA